UCGCGGCGAGCUCAAGGGUCAACCUUCUCUGGAAGCCAUCAUGGCGGCGCUGGCUGGUUCCCCGUCCGCCCCUCUCCCGCCCAUGGCAACGGCCGCGCACAGCCCCGGCCCGCCCGGGUACCGGCCCUUCGAGCCCGAGGCGCUGGGCCUUAGCCCGAGCUGGAAGCUCACCGGCUUCGGGGAGCUGCGCGGCUGAGGCUGCAAAGUCCCCCAGGAGACGCUGCUCAGACUCCUGGAGGGACUCGGCGCGCCCCGCGCGGAGCUGGCCGGGGAGGGGGAGGCGGCCGACACCGGGACCCCCACGCCCACCCUCGGCAUUGGAAUGGACUCCUGCGUUAUCCCCCUGAGGCAUGGGGGUCUCUCCCUCGUACAGACCACAGACUUCUUUUAUCCCCUGGUGGAGGAUCCCUAUAUGAUGGGCCGCAUCGCCUGCGCCAACGUGCUGAGCGACCUGUACGCCAUGGGCAUCACCGAGUGCGACAACAUGCUCAUGCUGCUGAGUGUGAGCCAGAAGAUGACCGAAGAGGAGCGGGACAAAAUCAUGCCGCUGAUUAUCAAGGGCUUCCGGGAUGCAGCGGAAGACGGCGGCACCUCGGUAACUGGUGGGCAGACAGUCUUGAAUCCUUGGAUCAUCGUUGGAGGAGUCGCGACCGUGGUCUGUCAGCCCAAUGAGUUUAUCUUGCCGGAGAGCGCCGUUCCAGGGGACGUCCUCGUCCUGACCAAGCCUCUGGGGACGCAGGUGGCCGUGAGCGCUCACCAGUGGCUCGAUAACCCGGAGAAGUGGAAUAAGAUUAAGCUGGUGGUCUCCAAAGAAGAUGUCGAACUGGCCUACCAGGAAGCCAUGUUCAGUAUGGCCAUGCUGAACAGAACAGCUGCGAGUCUGAUGCACACGUUCAACGCUCACGCGGCUACAGACAUCACAGGCUUCGGCAUUCUGGGCCACGCACAGAACUUGGCCAAGCAGCAGCGCAGUGAGGUCUCCUUCGUUAUCCACAACCUGCCCAUCAUCGCAAAGAUGGCAGCCGUCAGCAAGGCCAGCGGCACACGGUCAAAGCUCCUGCAGGGGACGUCCCCAGAGACAUCUGGGGGGCUGCUGAUCUGCCUCCCCCGGGAGCAGGCCGCCCGCUUCUGCGCCGAGAUCAAAUCCCCCAAGUACGGGGAGGGGCACCAGGCUUGGAUCAUCGGCAUCGUGGAGAAAGGCAACCAGACCGCCCGCAUCAUCGACAAGCCCCGCAUCAUCGAAGUGAACCCCCGCGGGGCCACCGCCUCCCCCCAAGACAACAAUUCCAGCGCCAGCCCAGAAGCCACUUCUUGAAGCCGGAAGAACGGUUUUCGCCUCCCCAUCGCAGGCUCUCAGCUGAUACGGGCAGCGUAGGAGGCCCUCGGUCGCCGUGCAUUCACCACCUAUGGCACAGUGGUCUCUGGGGAGGGCGCCGUGUCCUUUCUGCCGGGCAAAGAGCAGCAGCUGGAUCCUUUCUGCCACGCGCGGGGUGGGGGAAACAGCAAUUGGUUUUGCCAGCAGGUAAAUUUCUGUUGAUGUUUGGAGAAAAUAGCAACUUGAAUUAUUUAUUGGAAUAGGGUUUCUGCCCCCGAAGCUCUCCUGGGUUUUUUUGGGUCAGACUGAGCAGCUGGUCCAAAAAACAAGGGCGGCGAGCAGCUCAACGAAGCCGUUCGGCCGGGCCGGCGGCCCCCUCCUCUCUUAAUGAAGCACCUCCCUCGAAACCCCAGCCGUGGGCUCGGAGGAGCGGAAGAAGCGCAGAGGCGGGAGCGGCGCCGAAGCUUGGCUCCGUGGGGCGUUGUCUCGGGUUGUAAAUUAUUGGUGAUUGAGUUAAUAAAAAGUUGAUUCCUACAA
Molecule: messenger RNA, 1852 nt
Organism: Heteronotia binoei (common prickly gecko)
Lineage: Eukaryota; Metazoa; Chordata; Lepidosauria; Squamata; Gekkonidae
Gene: SEPHS2
Product: selenophosphate synthetase 2
Exons: 8
Biological process (GO): L-selenocysteine biosynthetic process
Cellular component (GO): cytoplasm
Molecular function (GO): ATP binding; selenide, water dikinase activity
Source: RefSeq, a predicted model, not a curated record